ACAAGUCCCAGAAAACAUUGCGAAAGUGAGUUGUGUGUAUGUGAAGCGGACGUGAAGAGAGGAAGCUUUAGGAAUUCGUAUGCUGAGUUGGAGCUGCGUUGUUGCUAAAAUAAUGACCUAGCGGUCCAGCUGGCUGCUGCUGUUUCCUCGUGUAUGUGUGUGUGCUUUGGGUUAUGAACAGUGGGAAGACGCAUCGCUACAACCGAUAUUCCGGAGCAGCAGCAGCUGGCACAGCAGUCAUCCCCAGCGGCCCCUCCACGCCUCCGGCUGACUCCAGCAGUGGGAGCAGGAUGGAGGCCUCGUUUGGACCUACCUUCUCAGCCGUGGCUGCAGGAGCUAAAGCAGAAGGGUCCAGCACUUACAAGCAGCACAGAAGAACUCCCUCCUCCUCCAGCACUCUAACUUACUCUCCUCGUGAUGAUGACGAUGGAAUGCCUCCCAUUGGUACUCCACGGAGGUCAGAUUCAGCCAUAUCAGUCCGAUCUCUCCACUCUGAGUCCAACAUGUCCCUGCGCUCCACUUUUUCACUGCAUGAAGAGGAGGAGGACACGGAGCCCCAGGUGUUUGCUGAGCAGCCGUCAGUAAAACUGUGCUGUCAGCUUUGCUGUAACGUCUUCAAAGACCCUGUCAUCACCACAUGUGGGCACACUUUCUGCAGACGAUGUGCCUUGACUUCAGACAAGUGCCCAGUGGAUGCGGCUAAGCUAACGGUUGUGGUGAACAACAUCGCUGUAGCUGAGCAGAUCGGAGAGCUUUUCAUCCACUGUAAAUAUGGCUGCAGGGCCACAGUCAGUGGUGCAGGUGGAGCUGCAGCCUCCAAUGCCACAGUAGCUGGGAAACCUGGAGCGUAUGAGGUGGACCCACUCGGCUGUCCGUUCACUAUCAAACUGUCCACACGCAAAGAACACGAGGCCACUUGUGACUACAGACCAGUCCGGUGUCCCAACAAUCCCUCUUGUCCCCCACUGCUCACUAUGAACCUGGAGGCUCAUCUCAAAGAAUGUGAGCACAUCAAAUGUCCACACUCCAAAUAUGGCUGUACAUUCAUUGGCAACCAGGACACAUAUGAGACACACCUGGAGGUGUGUAAAUUUGAGGGGCUGAAGGAGUUUCUGCAACAGACUGAUGACAGGUUUCAUGAGAUGCAGUUGACUCUGGCCCAGAAGGACCAAGAUAUUGCUUUCCUGCGCUCCAUGUUGGGCAAACUGUCAGAGAAGUUGGAUCAGCUAGAGAAGAACCUGGAGCUCAAAUUUGAUGUGUUGGAUGAGAACCAGAGUAAAUUGAGCGAGGACCUGAUGGAAUUUCGUAGAGAUGCCUCCAUGCUUAACGAUGAGUUGUCCCAUAUCAAUGCCAGACUCAACAUGGGAAUCCUGGGCUCGUAUGACCCCCAGCAGAUCUUCAAAUGUAAGGGGACAUUUGUUGGCCACCAGGGUCCCGUCUGGUGUCUGUGUGUCUACUCCACUGGAGACCUGCUCUUCUCUGGGUCCUCUGAUAAGACUAUUAAGGUAUGGGACACCUGCACCACCUACAAGUGUCAGAAAACCCUCGAGGGUCAUGAUGGCAUCGUACUGGCUCUGUGUAUCCAGGGAAACAGACUAUACAGUGGCUCUGCAGACUGCACCAUCAUUGUGUGGGACAUUCAGACCCUGCAGAAGGUCAAUACGAUCCGUGCCCAUGACAACCCUGUGUGUACACUGGUGUCCUCCCACAACAUGUUGUUCAGCGGCUCCCUCAAGGCCAUUAAGGUGUGGGACAUUGUGGGUACAGAGCUGAAGCUGAAGAAGGAGCUGACUGGUUUGAAUCACUGGGUGAGAGCACUAGUGGCCUCCCAGAACCACCUGUACAGUGGCUCGUAUCAGACCAUCAAGAUUUGGGACAUCCGUUCUCUGGAGUGUGUUCACGUCCUGCAGACCAGUGGGGGCAGCGUCUACUCCAUCGCUGUCACCAACCACCAUAUUGUCUGUGGCACGUAUGAGAAUCUCAUCCAUGUGUGGGACAUCGAGUCUAAAGAGCAGGUGCGGACCCUCACAGGUCAUGUGGGAACAGUUUACGCUCUUGCCGUCAUCUCCACCCCUGACCAGACCAAAGUGUUCAGCGCCUCCUAUGACCGCUCCCUCAGGGUGUGGAGCAUGGACAACAUGAUCUGUACCCAGACCCUGCUGAGACACCAGGGCAGUGUAACAGCUCUGGCCGUUUCCAGAGGGCGGCUCUUCUCCGGAGCUGUUGACAGCACCGUUAAGGUGUGGACAUGCUGAAGGAACAGUUUGCUCUGCAGUUGAGUUCAGCUGACUUCAUUUCUCAUUAAUGUUUCCACAUGAUUUCCUCCUCCAUUCCCACAUCUUUUAUUGUGAUUUAAUAGCCACAGACCAGUAAUAGGCACCACUCCACAAUGAAGCUGCAAUGGAACUGUUUUACUAAUGUUGCUUUUAAAACUCCAAACAAACACUCCAACACCUUGAGGGUCCACACUGAGUCAUGCUCCUCUGACCUAGUGACCCAGUGCAUUACAGGGCAAAAAUACGACAAGUUGCCUUACAGUUGCACCACACUGCGCUUAAACUGAGACUGAAUGGGCGCUGCACUCCUGUAUUCAGAGCAGGAAGCAGAGAGGAUUAUGGUUAGUGGUUUUCAAACUGUAGCUGGUCCUGCCUGCUUCCUGCACACACUCCUAUCAUUUCAGAACUGUACUGAUGAUGCCUAAUGCAUACUGUUUAAGUCUAAGGGCUGGUUUCACAGACACAGAGUGACACCAUACUAACUCCAAAUGUCUAUGUAACCUUUCACAGGCCAAACUAUUUCUGAGAAAAAUCCCAGAGGGCACCAAAACAAGACAAAUAAUUCAUUAAAAAAAAUUAAUGAAAAGUGCAAUACAGUUACUUUAUGCUAAUUAGGGAACUGCAAUUUCAUGCUGAAAUUUUUAGUUUUUGUAAGUGCGAGUUCACUUACCCUACCUAGGAAGUCUGUCUCACUCACUCAGUAAUCAGAGGUCCCGAGCCAGCAGCCUUGGAGCUGAUAGCACCCAGUGUCCUUCUCAGCCACCUCAUCAACACCUGCUGUUUCCUUCUCUUAAGUGGUUUCAGCAGUAGCAGUCACAGCCAUUGAUGAACUCAGUUGUAACAUCUGAAUUCCAGCCUAUUGUAUCUUGAUUUGAGUCCAAACUUGACGCUGGAUUCAGCUAAGACACUGGCCUAACAUGUUCUCAGACUUGGGUUGUUGUUUCAUCUCUGAUGCGGUGUGUUUAUGGUGUGAAAAGGAAGCAAACCACACCAAACACAGUGAGUCUAGCUGUGAUUUCUAGCCUGAAAUCAACAGAUACAUGACUAUAGAAUUGAUCUUUUAAUUGGAAAUAAGUAUUUUGAAACCCAUUAUAUUGCCUGAAAUUAGCUUAUUGCUAAUAUAUCAGCUUAUUAUUGAUAUACCGAUGAUGGUGUACUGUAUGUUUCAAGCAAGAGGAACCUUCAGACCAAAAAGCCAGAAGAUUGCAGGUAAUUCAGAAGCAGUGUCAUCAUUACAUAUUUUGCCCUGUAGAGAGCACUGUUUAUUUUUCUAUUGUACUGUAAAUGUAACUUUUGUGUAUCAUGAUUGUUUAUGCAUUUAAAAAAAUCACUAUCGGCCAAUAUACCAUUAUCAGUCUUCUUAUACUUAAUUCAUGGUUCUGUCAAUGUCGCUUCUAAUUAACAGCUCGUUCACAUAUACACGCUCUUAGACUGAUAAGAAAACCCAGACUUAACAAAGCCAGUUGAUUACUGGGUUCGUGGUACCGGGUAACCACGACAACCAAUGUUAGGCUCAGUGAAGGCAGAUAACCCCAGGUUAGCUAGGCUAAGUUGAACUUGUUUUGUGGUACAGACCUCAGCUGUCAGUCAUCUGGCUCUGUCUCUCCAUUGACAAUAAGAACCUUUUUGUGUGUUGUUUUGUUUUGUUUUUACAGUAAUGGCAGGUUCUGGGAAUGUCAAAUAGUUAACGUUACAACCAAAAGCAGUGCCAUAGAAUUCGUUGACAUGACUGCUAUCUUCCAAAGUAAGAAGCUGAAAUCAGUAAUAAUUAAACUUGACAUUUUGAGUUGGUGCCGUGUCAAAACACGUUUUAAAACCUUUUUAACGUCUCUCUCAAACAUUAGGUCACUAUAAUAAUUUGGUACCUAGCUAACUAGCUAAAUUAGCUGAGCUAUGUACAACAGUAGAACAGAAUUAGUUUGCAAGGCUGUAAAAGUCAGUAAAAGCAGUAUUUUGCUGACAAGUUCCACCGUUCCCAACAGAAAACAAUGGAUCUGAAGCGACUGGAGUAGCAUGACCUGCUGCCAUUUUUAAAUAUACAGCGUCGUAACUCUUCUAAUUGUAAGGGCUCUGCUGAUGAUGCAGGAUGACAUAACAGACCUGUCCAGUGAAUGGUGCCGUGUAUGUUUCAAGUUCCAGAGGAAGUGAUUGUUCUUGUAACACUCCAUUUCUGUUGUAGGCCAAAAUGUGUACAUAUCAACAUGGAUAGACACAGGUGCAAUGAUGCUUUCUUGCUCUGUCUUCAUUGUAGGUAUCACCAGUUUUGUGAAACCAGCCUUUAUAAAACACCUUUUAAUAAGUGAAGACUGUAAAGAGAGAGACAGAUCUAUAUAUUUACUGAGUUUUAUAUUAGUGCCAUGUUAGAGCUGUAUUCAGAGCCACUCAGUUGUCGUACAGCUGUGUACAGUAUAUAGUGCCGAACCCGAACGUGUGCCCAUAAGAAUGACUGGCUGACACUGGCCUGCAGAAAUGGAGAGACAGGCAGGGGAGGACACUGUUUGUGUGCCUGAACUGUGUGUGUGUGUGUGUGUUAUUGUGUACCUGUGAAUGUGUUUCAGUGAGUGCCAUAUGUGUGUGUGAGCAGUUAGGAAAGACUGUAAUAGUGUGUCCUUUCUCCUCUCUUCCUGUCUCCCUCCUCCCUCUCGCUCUAACUCCAGCUGGUUAUAAUGAACAUAACCACAAAUUAAUACUUGGAAUGUAAUACUGGAUGACCUAUAUGUAAUUAACCUCCAAUGUCCCAGAGGCAAAUGCAGAGAAAGAAAGCUAAAGUGAAGUCCCCUUUUCUUAAAUAUUUCAACCCACAUUGGGUUGGAAAUCAAAAAAAAUUACUAGCUAUACCUGGGAGGGUAGUUUUUAAGUGAAUGAGAUUAUAUUAUGUGCCCACAAUUUAGACACUCCACACAGUGUUCUGUUUUCAUUUCACUGCACAUCUGGCCACUACUUCAUGUAGCCUUGGUGAGACAAGUUGAGGACAGGAAGAGAAGAAGUGUCUUCUGGUCACGGUUCCAGUGAUUUCUUCUAUACUUGUAAUCAUGUUAAGCCUGAGUUGAUCAUUGAUCAAUAAAACUGUUGAACACUGA
Monopterus albus (swamp eel) is the source of this 5356-nucleotide messenger RNA. It is a transcript of the gene traf7, whose product is annotated as TNF receptor-associated factor 7. Gene Ontology annotation, biological process: ribosomal large subunit assembly; Notch signaling pathway. The transcript is spliced from 22 exons. NCBI's taxonomy places the organism in Eukaryota, Metazoa, Chordata, Actinopteri, Synbranchiformes, Synbranchidae. The coding region runs from base 174 to 2255 and encodes 693 amino acids. Gene Ontology annotation, cellular component: nucleolus. Gene Ontology annotation, molecular function: protein binding; zinc ion binding. The record is from RefSeq and is a predicted model, not a curated record.